Messenger RNA from Bipolaris victoriae FI3, 450 nucleotides. RefSeq lists its product as hypothetical. Lineage: Eukaryota; Fungi; Ascomycota; Dothideomycetes; Pleosporales; Pleosporaceae. The record is from RefSeq and is a predicted model, not a curated record. Bases 1 to 450 code for a protein of 149 amino acids. The transcript has a single exon.
AUGCGCGAUCCCAGGUACAAGCCGCUCUUGAUGAGCUGCUCUUGCAAGGAACUAGUCAAAAAGCUUCAGGCUAUGUAUCCAGGUGUCGUGAGCGACACAAAGACGAUUGGACAAAUGUACAAUGCUGAACGCAGGGAAUGCUUGCCCAACUUUUGCGAGCUAGCAAUCCCCAGAGUCGACUGCGUCCAUGCUGCAGGCAUGUUGAGAGCUACGAUUGAAUCAUUGGGCAUAGGCUAUACCGACGUGACCAACGAGGACAUGAAAGGAUGCGUGCCCACGCUGAUACUCACUCUUAACGUUCGCCCUAUGAUCUGUAUCUUGAGGCUCUCUGGUGCUUUCUAUGCGGAAUCCGUGUGCGAAGCUAUUCGGGCUUUACUUGAACAUAAUGCCCAGGCCAGACUGGACCAGGACAUUGAGUUCAGUAUUGAUGAUACCAUCUGUGGCAACUGA